Molecule: messenger RNA, 994 nt
Organism: Hibiscus syriacus
Lineage: Eukaryota; Viridiplantae; Streptophyta; Magnoliopsida; Malvales; Malvaceae
Product: single myb histone 3-like
Exons: 7
Coding region: 142-942 (266 amino acids)
Biological process (GO): nucleosome assembly
Cellular component (GO): nucleosome
Molecular function (GO): double-stranded telomeric DNA binding
Source: RefSeq, a predicted model, not a curated record
AACCGUUUGUGACUCGAGCAUUAGAACAAUUUCAAAAGCUGAAACGUCACCGUCGAUAUGGAAAAAAAUAAUUAAAAAAUAUAAACUUUGCUGCAGCAGAGUGGCGGUUGCUGGCGGCAGUAGCGGCGGCUGCCGAGAGAGAUGGGGAAUCCGAAGCAGAAGUGGACGGCGGAGGAAGAAGAAGCGUUGAGAGCGGGAGUAGCCAAAUACGGCAAAGGGAAUUGGAAACUGAUACAAAGAGACCCUGAGUUAAGCCCUUUCCUCUUUGCUCGCUCCAACAUUGAUCUCAAGGACAAGUGGCGGAAUUUGAGUGGUGUUCCCGGCGGCCAUGGUUCCCGGGAAAAAUCAAGAUCGUCAAAGCCCAAGCCAAGCACCGACGGUCCGCUGAGCUCUGUUAUUUUUAAGCAAACCGCAUUGCCUAAACCACUCAUUGAUGAUUCUUCAAAAAGCUUCACUCCAAAUCGGUACAAUGAAAUGAUUAUGGAAGCUGUAUCGGCUUUGAAAGAACCAAAUGGAUCUGAUAACAGAGCGAUUGUCGACUACAUUGAGCAAAGGCAAGAGGUACCUCAUAGUUUUAAGAAGCAGUUAUGUUCGAGGUUGAAAAGGCUGGUUGCUUUAGAGAAAUUAGAAAAGGUGCACAACCGGUACAAAAUUAGAAAAGAUGAGACGUUCGGAACGAAGACUCCCGCUCCAAAACGAAAAGGCAUGCGGCCUAAGCAGUUCCAAAACCCCAGUCAUAUAACCUGUGAUGCAGUUGAAGAAGCUUCAGUAACUGCUGCCUAUCUUAUUGCUGAAGCAGAAAAUAAGUCAUUUCUUGCUGCUGAAGCAGUUAAAGAGGCAGAAAGAGCCUCAAAAAUGGCUGAAGAUACAGAUUCACUGCUACAGUUGGCCAAAGAGAUUUUCGAAACAUGUUCCCUAGGUGAAAUUGUGCUCAUAGCAUAGGAUAUGGUAGAGAUGACUCCUUCAAUUAGAACAUGUAAAUAUUGUUUUCACU